Messenger RNA from Botrytis byssoidea, 324 nucleotides. RefSeq lists its product as uncharacterized. The record is from RefSeq and is a predicted model, not a curated record. The coding region runs from base 1 to 324 and encodes 107 amino acids. NCBI's taxonomy places the organism in Eukaryota, Fungi, Ascomycota, Leotiomycetes, Helotiales, Sclerotiniaceae. The transcript has a single exon.
AUGAGCGAUCCGAGUACUGAGGCUUUAUUCAAUGCCUCUAUAAUCCCAAAUACAUACCCAACAAUCGCCCUGGGUACACCCACCCAAACCAAUCAACCAUCCUCUCCAAUUCAAACUCAUAUGGAUAUCUCCAGUCCCAUCCGACAAACCACUCAGUCCCUAAAUGCAGCAUUCAGAGCAGGUGACUUGAAUUCUCUCGACGACCCAUUUGCUACACAAUUGUCAAAUGCAGAAUUUUCUGCCAAGUCUCACCGCCCGUUCCUCCAAGAUAGGAAGCGAGGCCCCUCCACUACCGCGAACAAUCACUGCGUCCACCUUAACUAA